Molecule: messenger RNA, 840 nt
Organism: Aaosphaeria arxii CBS 175.79
Lineage: Eukaryota; Fungi; Ascomycota; Dothideomycetes; Pleosporales
Exons: 1
Coding region: 1-840 (279 amino acids)
Source: RefSeq, a predicted model, not a curated record
AUGUCGUAUGCCUCUGCUGCUGUUGGUGAUACGAGUGGGAGCAGUGGACCACAAAGAGAAAACGAGAAUGAGCAUAACGUUUCGACGAAGAAGGAGAAAAUAAGAUACUAUAAGAGCACCCACGCACCGAAUUACCCAAGCAGACAACGUAGCGAUGGACCAAAUCACGCAUCAAAAACGCGAACUCACCAUCACCAUCGUAACCAACACCACCACCACCACCACCACCAAAACCCACAACCACGACAACACCCCGACCAAACGAACAAACCCUCAACGACCAAUUCCUUCCACAGGCCCAACACCGCCAACCCAGAACCCCACGUCUACGUCCUCACCCUCCGCCUAACCCCGAGCAUCUCCGACCCCAUGUCCUCCCUCCGCACCACCUACUUCCCAGCCCACCUGAACCGCACGCCAGCGCACCUGACCAUCUUCCACGCCCUCCCGGACUCCCACAUCGACUCAAUAGAAUCCACGCUUCGCGCCGUGGGCGACUCCACGCCCGCAUUCCCCGUCUCCGCCGGCGCAGUGUUCCGCAUGCGCCGCGGCGUGGGCGUGAGGCUGGGCGACGGGAUAGGCCAGGCUAGGACGUUGCGCGGGGCGUUGAAGCGCGAGUGGGAGGGCUGGCUCAGCGAGCAGGAUAGGGGGGGUUGGGUCCCGCAUUGGACGGUCAUGAAUAAGGUUGAUGGGGAGGAGAGGGUACAGGAGGGGUUGGAGGGGACGAAGGAGGCUCUUGGGAGGGAGGAGGUCAGGGGGAUGGCGACGGGGUUGGAGGUCUGGAGGUACGAUCGUGGAAGGUGGGUUUGGAGAGCGGAGUUUGAGUUUCGGGGGGAGUAA